Molecule: messenger RNA, 2747 nt
Organism: Maniola jurtina (meadow brown)
Lineage: Eukaryota; Metazoa; Arthropoda; Insecta; Lepidoptera; Nymphalidae
Product: two pore potassium channel protein sup-9-like
Exons: 11
Coding region: 777-2513 (578 amino acids)
Biological process (GO): stabilization of membrane potential; potassium ion transmembrane transport
Cellular component (GO): membrane
Molecular function (GO): potassium ion leak channel activity
Source: RefSeq, a predicted model, not a curated record
CAAUCAAGGAAGUGCAGGGGGGUUUGCUGCCCAAAAUUAUUAUUUUCUAUUUAAAUUUUUCAAUGAAAUGCAAUUAAUUAAAUCGUUCAACCCCUCGCCAAGAUGAUACCGAGAUGAAUGUGUGUGCGUGCGGGCCAAGGGAACAUAAUUUUCGCAGGAUAAGAAAAACAGGAUGAAUCUUCGCUGAUAAUUAAAUAUUUAUAGAAUGUCUUUCGCAGUGCACAAUUACAAUUACAGUGGAUAUGAAAUUUUUACUGAUUGAAAUAUGGUGCAAUUGAUACCACAAAACUCCUAACAAGAAUAACAAAAGAAAUGUAAAUAUCAAAAGCAUAAAAACAGCUGAGCAUGUUUGGAACAAUUAAUAAGGGAUCAAUUUAUCAAUAGACAUCCUUUUACAAAAAAAAUACUUCACUGCAUGGAACAACUACAAAAAAAAAUUAAAACAUGAUUGAUGCAAACAAUUUUUUUAAAUUACCACUAAUAUUCCUAAAUUAGACAAAUUAACAUAGUAUAGACUACUUAAGUAAAUAAUUCAACCAGAAUGUUUAAUGUAAAUUUUUUGAAUACUUAGUAGUUAAAAUUCUGUAAUUAAGUAGUAAAAUUACAUACUUGUAGAAUGUAUAAGGAAAUUAUUGUUACAAAAAUGGGUGGUCAAAUUGUUUUUGUAUGAAAAUGUGCUGUGGUAUAGUAUGGAGAGCUUGUGUGAGAGAAUAUUAUAUUGAGACUACAGUAGGGUGGAUGUGGGCCUUACGCCCUAAGGCGGGACCUAGUCAGUAAUGAAGAAGCAAAAUGUACGCACUCUAUCUUUAAUUGUGUGCACAUUCACUUAUCUACUGGUCGGUGCAGCUGUCUUUGAUGCUCUUGAGUCUACCACUGAAAGGAACAGAUUUGAAGUUUUACAAGCGAUCGAAGGCAUGAUAAUAGAGAAAUACAAUAUAACGGAGGAGGAUUUCCGCGUGAUGGAGACAGUGGUGCUCAAGUCUGAGCCGCACAAAGCAGGGCAGCAGUGGAAGUUCACCGGAGCCUUCUACUAUGCCACUACUGUACUGACCACUAUUGGAUAUGGUCACUCAACGCCGGCGACGAUUGGUGGAAAACUAUUCACGAUGUUUUACGCGAUUGUUGGGAUUCCCCUAGGUUUGAUCAUGUUCCAGAGUAUUGGUGAAAGGGUUAAUCGACUUAGCAGCGUAAUAAUAAAAUCAAUAAAACGCGCACUAAACUGCAAGCAAACCAGUGCAUCAGAGGUAGAUCUCAUAUGCGUGGUCACCACACUAUCGUCUCUGACUAUAGCAGGCGGCGCCGCGGCAUUCUCUAAGUUUGAGGGAUGGAGCUACUUCGACAGUGUUUACUAUUGCUUCAUCACUUUGACUACUAUUGGUUUCGGCGACAUGGUAGCUCUGCAAAAAGACAACGCACUCAACAGAAAGCCGUCAUACGUGAUGUUCGCACUAAUCUUCAUACUAUUCGGGUUGGCCAUAGUAGCGGCGUGCCUCAAUCUUUUAGUGCUUCGCUUCGUCACAAUGAACACAGAAGACGAGAAGCGUGACCAGCAGCAGGCUGAGCAGGCCCAGCAAGUAGCGGUGCGGUUAGAGGGAGACGUCAUAACGGCUGACGGGGCGGUUCUGCGCGGCGUCGCCAGGGGAACUCGACUGCCUGCACCUUCGAGACUUAUUAGAGCUGGUGACUCGUCAGCCAUUCCAUUGUACUCGGACGACGAAUAUUCGCCCAGCGUUUGCAGUUGUUCGUGUAACUGUUUUGGACCUAAUAAGUCAAUACCAUACCGCGACCCGCUAUCGCCCGUACAACCGACAAACAUAAAACAGAUAAGAGCCAAAAACUACCGAGAACUAGGCAGCAUACCGCGUUACAUAGAGAAAUCCUCAUCCAAAAACCAUUCUCAGUCUCUCAGACUAAACUCCGCAUCAGGUUAUCUAUACAUGAACGCGAAAACAAACGAUUUUCAAAUAGACCCGGACGAUUUCCGCGAAAUAGUCGCGAAACGACGCGAACAGCUACGUAAAGGAAUGAUGUCUUACGAAAUUUCCAACGAUCAGUACUUAAAUCCUUACAAAAACAGUUUCAAUCGCGAACUAAGCCCACACAGCUCUUCGUUAUACUCAAUGAAUAUUAGAAGCGAAAAUCGAUCCAACGAUCCGCUAGUAGACGAUUACGAUUCCGAGAAAUCGAGUUACGCGAAAAAAAAGCUAAUGAAAAACAUUGCAAGGAAUACCAAUAACAAACGGGUAGAGAAUUACUUUUACGACGACGCGGUGUUACAUUUCGAUGACGAGUACGCGUUCGAUGGAUCGAUUAUAUUCGCGAAACGGAGAAAAUCGAUUGAUAAAAAUUGGGACGAUUUUACCUGCGAUCUGCCCAAGAACUCGAUGUACGCUGACCAAGUAUCGAAUGAUGGUAGCUAUGGGUACUAUUUGCCUGACGAUGAAGAGCAGGAGCAGUAUUUCGUGAAUGAUACACUGACGAUUAAUAUGCCGCCACACCGUGCUAGUAUUUAGUGGGCGGAUUGUUGUAAAGGCAGGUUUACAUAGAGACAGUUACUGUCACCCGCACUGACCGGAAAAGUUAUAGUAUGCGUUGCGAAAGUUAUAAACAAGGCCAACAUUUGUCACAUCGCGUCAUACAGCUAUGUGCAGAUAUGUGCGGAUGUGUGAGGGAGAUAGCGAGAUGCUACCACUACGUCCUCAUUCUUGUCAUGCAUUCAUAAUUAUGUAAUACUAGAUGAUGCCCGC